AUGAUGCCUUUUAUGUAUCCAACAGCAGCAUUUCCUAUGCUAGUUGUAGCCAACUCAACUGAUGAUGAUGAUGAUGAUUACAUGGAAGAUGAUUAUUCAUUUUCGGCAAUAUCAAACAUGAUGCCUUUUCCAUUGGCAGCUCCAUCACAAUCUGUUGAUGUCGAUAGGCAAAUCCCUCCAUCAGCACCAGUAAACAAUGAGGAGCAAGGAAUAUUUCGUUUACGUAUGAAUGUUGAAGGCUUUCAACCUAAUGAUUUAAAUGUUUCCAUUCGGCACGGUCGUCUUAUUGUUCGUGGUAAACAUGUUAUUCAAGCGCAGACUCAAUUAUCUCAACGAUUAACAACAAGUUCAAUAAUAGAUCAUGAUGAAGAUACAGAACCAGAUUUUGUUAAAAAAGAAUUUCGACGUACGUUUGUUAUUCCAACAAAUGCCGAUGUACGAAAAGCUCAUGCACUAUAUUAUCCUCAACAACAGCUACUUGUUGUUGAAAUUCCAUUUCAAAAUUUAACGAUGUCUUCACAACGAAGAAAUCGUCCCGUGCAAAUACGUCCGAUGGACGUAUUUAUAACAAUGAUUUCUAUUUUAUUAAUGGAUAGAGCAUUACGUAUAACUUAUCAGCAAUUCGUGCUCAAUGAAAAUCUAUCAUUGGGUACAUCUAGUCAAAAUAGAAAUUAA
Molecule: messenger RNA, 675 nt
Organism: Rotaria socialis
Lineage: Eukaryota; Metazoa; Rotifera; Eurotatoria; Philodinida; Philodinidae
Source: the annotation of a GenBank genome assembly